UCAACGUUCCUGCACGGAACACAGGAUCUGGUGUACGUGCCACGGAAGAGCUGUCGGAAUAAUAGAAAAACAAACAUAAACCUUCUUAUAGAAAAAAACAAACAUAAACCUUCUUAUAGAAAAACAACAGCAAACGUAAACCUUCUCAACAUGGCAGAGACUCACAGUUUGCAGGACAUUAGACAACAAGCUACAGUUUCUGCCAAAGUCUUCAUACAGAGAGAUUAUACCAAUGGCACUGUGUGCCAGUUCCAAACCAAGUUCCCCUCUGAGCUGGAGACCAGGAUCGACAAACAGCAAUUUGAGGAGACGGUGAGGACGUUGAAUAACCUGUACGCUGAGGCAGAGAAGCUUGGGAGCCAGUCUUAUAUUGAAGGGUGUUUGGCCUGCCUCACAGCUUAUACCGUCUUUUUGUGUAUGGAGACACACUACGAGAAGGUUUUGAAAAAGAUUGCAAAAUAUGUGCAGGAGCAGAACGACAAGCUCUAUUCCCCCAGAGGACUCCUGCUCACCGACCCCAUCGAGAGAGGCCUUCGAGUUAUUGAAAUCACUAUAUUUGAAGAGAGAAGCCUGACCAGAUAAAGGCUGCCAAGGAGUUGCUUGUUAGGUGGAGCGUCUGUUUCAGACCAACCCCCAAAUGACCUGGACUCUACUGCGUUUCUGCAAUCUACCACUUCAAGUAAUAUGUGUAAUAAUACAUUCAAGACUUGUUACGGUGUUGCUGUUCCAAAUUGUCUCUUAUUGGGUUUAGUUUGCUCUUGUUUCGCUUUGUAAAUCAACAGCCUGUUUUACUUAGUCUGUUUAUAGUCCUCACUAAAUCUUUUCAAGCCAGGACUAAUUGUCUGGCCUUGACCAGAUUUGAGUAAUUGUGGUAUUUUCCCCCCUCUACUCAAAUUUGACGAGUCAAGCCAAAACCAGAACACAAAACUUGUUUUUUUUUGUAAAAAAAAAUAUAUUUAUGACUGUUAUAAAUCUGUAUCAGUCUGAUCAUUACCCCGAUUAACCUUUUGAAUACUCCUUUUUUUCCACAAACAAAUGCCGAUUGUUGUCAGACUUAGACAUUCCAGUCACGACACCAGUUUAUAUUUAUAUUUUUCUUUGCCUUUAUUCAAAUGUUAUAGUAGUGUGAACAUGCUGUGCUCUCUUCUUACCGUGCAUGGAAUGUUCUUCGUAUUUCUCAAGUGAAGCUUGUCAUUUGUAUUCUGUGCCUUGAACAGUGUUUUGGUAACUACUGUUGUCGUGUGACUCAAUAAGCAUCAUUUUUACUACCGUAGUCAGUGGACGCUCUGCUUUCCAAUGUAUGAAUAUGAGCAGUUUUUAAAGUAAAAGUGACUGACGUAUCACAUCGAUAAGUUUCAGCUUAAACAACGAUCCGGAUGUUGCUUUAGUCGCCAUUUUAGUUAGUUAAUUAUAACAAGUAGUCAUCCAGAGUUGUGGUUGCUACAUAUAACAGGAUCAAGUCAGAAUUGACUGUGCUGUAGUGCGGCCACACAACACACAAGUGUUGUGUUGUGUUGUGUGAACUGAUUGACAAAAACACAAAAUCAUUCACGACAAAUUUAACCUCUAAAGGCCUUAGUGGUCACAUGCAUGGACAGGACCUUUUAGCUCUUAAUUCUAAAAUUGUGUACACCAGUGGUCCCCAACCACCGGACCGAUUGGUACCGGGCCGCGCAAGAAAUAAACAAUUUUUUGAAUUAAAUCAACAUAAAAAACACAAUAUAUACAUUAUAUAUCAAUAUAGAUCAAUACAGUCUGCAGGGAUACAGUCCGUAAGCACACAUGUUUGUAUUUCUUUAUGAAAAAAAUAAAUAAAUUACCCCCCGGUCCGUGGGACACAUUUUCAAGCGUUGGCCGGUCCCCAGCUACAAAAAGGUUGGGGACCACUGGUGUACACUACUGAAUUGGGGUCUUAUGCCGACAUAUGGACACUUAUACUGCCAUCUGGUGGUGUCAGAAGAGUAUAACAUACAAUGGAAUUUGGAAAAAAAAAGGGUAAAAAUAAACAUUUGCAUGUCACUACACAUGAAGUACACGUUUGUGUACUUAUGGACUAAGUUCAUCAUAUAAAAAGAUGAUUUUUAGUUUUUAUUCUAAUUAGGGUCCAAUAAGCCCAAAUAGCAAAGAUAAAUACAAAAAAGCAUGUUUUAGUUUAGUUUAGUUUAUUAUUCUUCGGUCAAUGGUCAACAAAAUAAACAAACAGUUGUACAUUCAUAGAUUGAAAAUGAAAAUGGUGCAGACCGAAAGGGUUUAGGCUGAAGUUGAACACUUAUUGCGCCUAACCCUACAAACAAUGUCAAGUACAAGCUGAACUUCCGAAAAUUAUGAAAUGUCCUUUGUACAACAUAUUAUAAAUACACAUUAUACACAACAUAAACACAGUUAAAUUAUAUACACAGUAAAGGCAUGUGAAAUAUCCUUGUACACGUGUUAAACCUUUGUAAACAAACAAACA
Molecule: messenger RNA, 2455 nt
Organism: Entelurus aequoreus (snake pipefish)
Lineage: Eukaryota; Metazoa; Chordata; Actinopteri; Syngnathiformes; Syngnathidae
Product: golgin subfamily A member 7-like
Exons: 6
Coding region: 151-582 (143 amino acids)
Biological process (GO): protein targeting to membrane; peptidyl-L-cysteine S-palmitoylation; Golgi to plasma membrane protein transport
Cellular component (GO): Golgi stack; palmitoyltransferase complex
Source: RefSeq, a predicted model, not a curated record